AUGUCAUUCAAUCGAAUCGCUGUCUAUGGCCAUCGUGGAUGGGGCAGCUCCAGCAUCGUCGACGCGUUGAUUGCGUCGGGGGCGCCAGUCAAGAUCCUGUAUCGCCACGGCUCGGACAUCUCGAGCCUUCCCGGCCACGUCACCAAGGUUGAGGUAGACGUCGACGAUGAGGCUGCACUUAUCGACGCUCUGCAAAAUAUUGACAUUGUGGUAUCUCUUGUUGGACAUGAAGGUGUCCGUAGACAACACGGAUUCGUCAAGGCCAUUCCCAAGACAAACGUCAAGCUGUUCUCGCCUUCAGACCUUGCGGCACGUUAUGACGAGCAAGGCCUGAGGGUCAGUGUCAACAAAGAGAAAGACGAGGUCGAGAAGGCUGCCAAAGCCGCCGGAAUCCCGACGACUGUCGUGCUCGUGGGCAACUUUGCCGAAUUCGCCCUCAACACUCCGGGUAUGGGCGUGGACUCGGCCGGGAACAUGAUCACCCACUCCGGCAACAGCGCGGAUGAGAAGCUGAACCUCUGCACGAGAAAGUACGUGGCUGCAGCCUACGCGUCCAUUUUCGCGGCCACGCCUAUCUCCCAGCUCGAGAACCGUGCCAUCGCCCUCUGCGAGCUGGCACCCACAGGAAGGGAGAUCGAAGCUGCACUGGAAGCGAAGCACGGCGUUGCGCCGCAGGUCUCUACUCACAGCCUCGACAGAGUCAACGGCGAGGUGGAAGGCGGCCUUCAGUCCGGCAGCCCCUUCGCCUUGGCUUGGUACUGCCGCAAGAUCUGGGCCACAGGUCAGCAGUGCCAGAUGGUGGGAACCGACUUUUGGGAGGUCGAUGGUUACGACAAAGCAACUCUUGAGGAUCUGGUUGUCAGAGGAAAGCUGGAGGCCUAUCGGGAGAUGCCGCCACAGGUCGCUGAGUAUUUCAAGCAGUGCUUCUAA
Messenger RNA from Colletotrichum higginsianum IMI 349063, 930 nucleotides. RefSeq names its product NmrA-like family protein. The record is from RefSeq and is a predicted model, not a curated record. The transcript is spliced from 4 exons. Bases 1 to 930 code for a protein of 309 amino acids. Lineage: Eukaryota; Fungi; Ascomycota; Sordariomycetes; Glomerellales; Glomerellaceae.